Messenger RNA from Aspergillus pseudonomiae, 1128 nucleotides. RefSeq lists its product as uncharacterized. Bases 338 to 811 code for a protein of 157 amino acids. The record is from RefSeq and is a predicted model, not a curated record. Lineage: Eukaryota; Fungi; Ascomycota; Eurotiomycetes; Eurotiales; Aspergillaceae. The transcript has a single exon.
ACGGGACCACGCUGGCAGGUGGAUAAUAACUUCCCAUCGCCAGCAGAUGAAUUAAUCUUGGACAAAUCCUGACGUCGACUCCUUUUUCCUGAAUUCAUCCCAAGUAGAACCCAAUACUCCAAAAGGAAGUCGUCAUCGGCCCUUCCCAAGAUGGACUGAGGGCUGAAACGGCGGAAGUUUAUUGUUUCACUCUUUAUUACUGCGCUGUGUCGCUCCUUAUUUUGGUUUCGUCUUUUCUGGGAAGGAUUUGCAGGGUGAACCUCCUACGACUGCCCUGGCCAACCCUCUUGUAUACAACCGGUCCCGACACAUCUGUGUUCGCAAACAAUCCUGAAAGAUGGCGCCGUCCGCACUCGCUGCCCUCGGGCGUGUCACAUCCCCAAAAGGCUUCAAGGGCGGCCCAGAAGCCGAAGCUCUCGUGUCGCCUCCCAGCCCCGCGGUUCCAGAUUACGAUCCUACAAUUAAUGCAAAGCCCUACUCACCUUUUUAUCGCCAUGCGACGCAAAACUUCACCGGACAGACCCCGAAUGCCGCUCUGAAAGUACCCAACGCCGAUGACCUGGAAACCGGCGCCAGUGCAUAUCGACCAUCCGGGGAGUCGGACAAUCGCCGCAGUUCGAAACUCUGGACGGAGAAGAAGAGACAUUGUGACUGGCUCAGGGCAUUGCCGAAGAAGCAAAGAAUAGCCGUGAAGGCGGUCAUUGCCAUUGUCAUCGUGGGGACAAUGGUGGCUAUUGCCCUGGGCAUUACGGCGGCCGUUGGGGGAGGAGUGUGGAAGUCGAACCACCAACAGGGGGCUAUUGGAUCCUGAGUGCGUAUGUUCUUUGACGAUGAGCGACGCGGCCAGGUCUGACUCGGUUUCUAGUGCUUCGAACAGGUUUUUUUCUUUGACAACUGCUUACGAAUUCCAUAUUCUUCACUUCUCCCCAUGCACGCUGGGGUAGCUAUUCUGCGAAAGACUUCCGGCAGAGUGGACCGGACGAACAAGGGGCGACAACAGAAGGAAAAGGGAUGGCAGAAUACCCCGAACGGGCGUGCGACGGGGAUUACCGUGUAACUAUAUGUCGCUUGAUCGGCCCAGGCAAUGGUCCAGACGCGUGGACUUCGACCGUGAUAGUGACAUUUCCU